Melopsittacus undulatus (budgerigar) is the source of this 3565-nucleotide messenger RNA. RefSeq names its product YTH N6-methyladenosine RNA binding protein F1 (gene YTHDF1). Lineage: Eukaryota; Metazoa; Chordata; Aves; Psittaciformes; Psittaculidae. The record is from RefSeq and is a predicted model, not a curated record. Gene Ontology annotation, cellular component: cytoplasm. Gene Ontology annotation, molecular function: mRNA binding; N6-methyladenosine-containing RNA reader activity. The transcript has 5 exons. Gene Ontology annotation, biological process: mRNA destabilization. Bases 378 to 2063 code for a protein of 561 amino acids.
CGCCAUUGGAGUUGAAGGCUCCGGCUCCGUCCCUCGCUGCGGCCUCGGAGGCGGCGGCGGGCAAGGCUCCGGGUGGCGCGGCCCCGGGGGCAUGUGAGGAGACGGGGCCCGGUUGGGUGUAGGCGAGAGGAGGAGCGGAGACCGGUGCCAUCCCCCGGGCACCCUGAGCAGGCGCCGAGCGGCGGCGGCGAGCGCGCCAGCGGCCCCUUUCCCUUCCCCCUCGGCCCCGGCCCCUUCCCCUCGUCGGCCGCCGCCUCAGGGCUGAGGCACCGCCGCCCCUCCGCCAGGCCCCGGAGCGCCGCGACGAGCGGCCCUGCCUUCACCCCCGUCCCCCUCCGGCCCUGUGUGCUGAACCACGGCGGCCCUGUACAUGAAUUAUGUCUGCCACAAGCGUUGACCCUCAGAGACCGAAAGGACAGGAUAAUAAAGUACAAAAUGGUUCGUUACAUCAGAAGGAUACAGUUCAUGACAACGAUUUUGAACCUUACCUUUCUGGGCAGUCAAAUCAGAACAGUAGCUAUCCAUCAAUGACUGAUCCUUAUCUGUCCAGUUAUUAUCCACCAUCUAUUGGGUUCCCUUAUUCUCUCAGUGAAGCACCAUGGUCUACAGGAGGAGAUCCUCCUAUCCCAUAUCUCACCACCUAUGGACAGCUCAGUAAUGGAGAUCAUCAUUUUAUGCAUGAUGCUGUUUUUGGACAGCCUGGGGGUCUGGGAAACAACAUCUAUCAACACCGGUUUAACUUUUUCCCUGAAAAUCCUGCCUUCUCAGCUUGGGGAACAAGCGGAUCCCAAGGACAGCAGACUCAAAGCUCAGCCUAUGGGAGCAGUUACAGCUACCCACCUAGUUCACUGGGUGGUACCAUUGUGGAUGGACAAACAGGAUUUCAUAAUGACACAUUAAAUAAAGCUCCUGGAAUGAACAGUAUUGAACAGGGAAUGGUUGGACUUAAGAUUGGUGGCGACGUUACAACUUCAGCAGUGAAAACAGUAGGUUCUGUUGUCAACAGUGCCGGGAUGACUGGUGCCCUCUCUGGUAACGGUGGAUCUAAUGUAAACUUGCCAGUAUCUAAACCAACCUCUUGGGCUGCUAUUGCCAGCAAGCCUGCAAAACCACAGCCUAAAAUGAAAACAAAAUCUGGACCUGUAAUCGGAGGAGCGUUGCCUCCUCCACCUAUAAAGCAUAAUAUGGACAUAGGUACUUGGGACAAUAAGGGUCCUGUGGCAAAAGUUCCUGCCCCCCAACAGAUACCUUCUCCUCAGUCUGUUCCACAGCCACAGCAACCGAUAGUUCAGCCUGUUCCAACUCAACCUCCUCCAUUGACUCAGCCACAGUAUCAGACCCCUCAGCAGCCACCCCAGAAUCGCUGGGUAGCUCCUCGCAACAGGAAUGCAGCUUUUGGCCAAAGUGGAGGAACUGGUAACGACAGCAGCUCAACUGGGAGUACCCAGCCUAACCCUGUUCCAAGUGGCGAGUCCCAUCCUGUGCUUGAAAAACUGAAAGCUGCUCACAGCUAUAACCCUAAAGAUUUUGAAUGGAACCUUAAAAAUGGACGUGUGUUCAUAAUAAAGAGCUAUUCAGAGGAUGAUAUUCAUCGUUCCAUUAAGUAUUCUAUUUGGUGUAGUACGGAACAUGGCAACAAACGCCUGGACAGUGCUUUUCGGUCCAUGAAUAGCAAGGGUCCAGUCUACUUGCUAUUCAGUGUCAAUGGCAGUGGACACUUCUGUGGAGUAGCAGAGAUGAAAUCACCUGUGGACUAUGGCACCAGUGCAGGUGUCUGGUCUCAGGACAAGUGGAAGGGGAAAUUUGAUGUCAAGUGGAUCUUUGUGAAGGAUGUGCCCAACAACCAGCUCCGACACAUCAGGCUGGAGAACAAUGACAACAAACCCGUUACAAACUCCCGUGAUACACAGGAGGUGCCCUUAGAAAAAGCAAAACAAGUGCUUAAAAUUAUUGCUACUUACAAGCACACGACCUCCAUCUUUGAUGACUUUUCUCAUUAUGAGAAGCGCCAGGAAGAGGAGGAGGUGGUGCGGAAGGAACGUCAGAAUCGAAACAAACAAUAAGAAUAAACACAUACACUUUGAUAUAUAUACUAGAACUGAGACUAAAUUCGACUAUGAGAAACAAAAUUAAGUCUACUGGUGCUGUAUCCUGGCAUCAGGACAACUAAAGCUUUCAGCUCCAAUAUAUCUUCUCGUGCAGGGGAAAUUAAGUUGUCGCAUCUUUAAGUACAUUGUAGUUUAUUUUUGCCCAAGUGGAUCUGCAUUAAUUUGUAUCUUUUUUUUUCUCUAUGUAAAAUUCUGUAGAAAUCAUGAAUAAAAGUGUGUCUGUUUUUUAUUUUUUUAAGUUGGUAAAAACAGUUAUAUGAACCUAAUGUGGACCUAAACAUGAGCAUACUCAAGUGUCAAUGCUUCCCAAAGACUUCAUUUUGGCACAAAUUAUGUUCCUAGCCAGAUAUAGAGAUUAUGGAGAAUACAUGACAAAUCUGCCUUUAUCCUCCUCCUCCCAAACCCUCUUUUUCUUCAUGGCAGAAGAAACAAUGCAUAGAUUUUUAUCAUUGAAAAGGAACCUUUUUAGGAUACUGCACUCCUGACCUGUGACCUGAAAGGCCUCCCUUUCAGCUCACUCUGUGCAGCAGCUCUGCCUCUUUCUUUACCUGUACAAUUACACUUGGACAAAUGGCUAAUGCACCACGUUGGGUUUUUCUUGUCUAGUAGCAAAUUCAAAUUGUCAGUGAAAUUGUUUCUCUGGAAAAGAUUCCCCUUCCCCAUUCUGUUAACCAGUGCUUCAGUGUGCAUUCGUUCUACCAUAUCCUGCUGAGGGGGAGCGCGACGCUUUCUCUCCGCCAUCCUUCUGCUUUACGGUUUUUGUAGCUUAAUGAAAUAAUGAUGUGAUGCUCUCAACAUUGCAGGGGGUUUGGACAAUGUGUUGAAACCUGUUUCAGCUUUCAGGUGUUCUUAGUUAAUUGCAGAUCAUUUUUAAUCCUUCCCUUCAUUAUUCCCUCCCACCCUCCCCAAAUCCUAAUGCCAUUUAAAGGGUUUUUUUUUAUACCAAUAAUGCUGAGCUUUAACGUAGGAACUAAUAGUACGGAUACUAUGAUGGAUUAUGCCUCAGAUGUUUAAAAUUGACAGUGUGUAUGUCUAAUUUUUUUUAUUAUUAUUAUUUUUUUUUUCUGUUGGAUGAGUAAAAAAACCUGUUUUAAGAAACUGAAUUUGCUGUCAUGUUUUUGUGGAGUGAGGGGACCGUCGGAGAACCUGUCACCAACUGGAGUUCCAGUUAAGCAUGGAAAUGGUGCUCAUGUCCGCUGCUCUAGCACACUGAAUCUGCACGUGUUUAUUGUAGAGGAUCUUUUACUAUAUUAGAAAGCAAGUAUCUUCUGAAUACUAUUUACUCCAAAAGGACCUCCAAUUUAAAUGAAAGUUUAAUCUGUAUCAUUUAGACUUGUAUUUAGAACGUAUAACUCUGUCUCUGGACUGUUACUGCCUGUAAGGGGUAAUGGACAGCAUCAGAUUAACUUUUUCCUCUAGGAGAAUACAAGCCUUAAUAAACAAUACAUAUUUAGCAA